Molecule: messenger RNA, 771 nt
Organism: Chilo suppressalis (striped riceborer)
Lineage: Eukaryota; Metazoa; Arthropoda; Insecta; Lepidoptera; Crambidae
Source: the annotation of a GenBank genome assembly
AUGUGUCCUUUCCGGAUAGCCAUUGUUUCUGUUAUCUGUGUGGUAGUUGCCUCGGGCCACGUUCACGGACCUCGGAGGUCGCGCGUCAUGGAUUUAGAGGAUUACGCACAAAAUGAAAUUGAAAGCGGUAGAGCUGAUGAGAGCUCAUGGUGGCCUGCAGCGGAAUUCACAGUCUUACAGAAGAUCUAUGACGAUUGCAGUGCACACAAACAAUUCACGAUGUGUUUGAAGGGCAAAGCUCUCACAGCGCUCUCCAGAGCUGUAGAGCAGGAGAGCGUUCAGCUCACCGACGGGCUGUCGUUGGUGAAGCAGGCUGACGUCCCCUCUGCGGUGUCUGAGCCCCGGUUCUUCCCUGGAAUGUCAACAGAAGAUAAGCUCGAUACCAUGUUGCGCACAAAAUUCGAGCAAUUGAUGAAUACUCACACCAUUUCCAUGGAUCUCGCUUCAGAGGGAAGAGGCAGAGGUAAGAAGGUCCUGCCUUAUCUGCUGCUUGGUAUCUUCACGACCGUGAGCAUAGUAGGAGGCAUGGCCUUGAAGACACUAGCAGCUAUUGCGGGCAAAGCAUUAAUUGCCAGUAAGGUGGCCCUCACUAUUGCUGGAAUCAUUGCAUUGAAGAAAUUAUUCAGCCACGACGGAUCUAACGGUGAAACAACAUUCCAAGUUCAUGCAGAUGGACACCAUAGGCGGAAUAUGUAUGUGGUGAGGCCAGCGAACCGCAGUCUGGUGGAUCCGUAUCGGUACUAUGCUGAGCAGACGACUACGAGCGCGUAG